CUUCGUUUUUAAAGGCACAGGCCAAUUUUAUGGGUGAGGGCGCAGAGGAAACAGCUGAACACAGAAAAUCUCAGAGGGAGUAGACAGAAAAGAAGCGACUGGAGAAGGAAAGAGGAGACAGAUCGGAGAAAAAGCGACCGAGGCUGAGCUACGGAACUUAACUGCGUUCAGCGUCCUUUGAAUUGUUAUUCUAUCUUGUUAACUUAACGUACAUGAACAAGGAAACAUACGUUAGGUCGCUGAAUUUAAAUAUAAUUGCCGUGCAAAUCGAUUAGCCAGGUCCAGCUUGAAGAAACAACUCUGUGGACACGAAGGAAAUGCUUGCUUAACCCUGUCGUUGCCAGAUUGAUUACUUGAUGUCUACCUCGUAGCGGGGAAGCGACACCCAGCUGCCAGCCCAACGCUUUCAGCCCUUCAGCCAGAGAGGAGGAGGAGGAAAGGGGGGGGGGGGCGAGGAAGAGACCAGAACUGGGGGAGAAAUAGCCCAAAACCAUCUGUAACAGGAGGGAGUGGCGGAGCAGAGGAAGAGACAGAGAGAGAGAGCGAGUGUGAGAGAGAGAGAGAGAGCGAGAGGGGCGUUUUCGAUUCUUUAAGGAAGGGUUCUCCACUGGAAUGCCUGUGACAUAAUGAUGUCCGCGGGUCACACGUCACACGAAGAUGCCCAGGAGGGGUGUGUCCGGGUCUUGUCCAUACCGAGGACGGGUUUUUGGAGAGCCACUUCCUGUUUAGUCACUUCCUGUCUGUUGGACUUCCCUUCCAGCGGCCUGCCAGCUCACUGACGUCCAGCCAUUGGUGGAGUGUCCCAGGACGGUGCUGAACCCCUUCCCCCUCCCACUGGGGAUGGUGUCGCUGGUACACAGGAGCAGCUGCAGCAAUGGACGGGCACCUGGGGUAGAAACAGGGGGGCAGAAGUGUGGCACGGGGCAGAUGUGGAGCACCCAGGAGGGCAUGAGAGGACAAGAGGGGUGCUGUGCUGCUACGGUCUUCGCUGAAAGGAAUUUGCUCCGCGUUACCGACAGAGAAGUGACUCUUUAGGCUGACACUCCAGGGACGAGAGCGGCUCUCACCCAUUUUGCACUUUAAAAGAAAAAAAAAAAAGAAAGAAAAUAAUAAAAGAAAUCAUUUUUACUUGACCACGCCCCUCGCAACAUGCGGCACAUCCACAUGGAAAUCGCACACCUUCACAAGGAGCCCCCGGCCCGAGAGGGGGAUCUCCCCGGCGGGGGGGGGCAGAGAGGGGGCGUGGCGUCAGGGGCGGAGCCGGAGGCGGGGCCCGGGCAGGGGGAGGGGCCGCUGCGCCCCUUCGGGGAGGAGGAGAUCAAGCUGCAGAAGGUCUACCAGCUGUCCAUCUUCUCACAGCGGCGGGGGCUGGCGGACCCCCCCGAGGGGCAGCGGGCCCUCAGGUCGGGGGCCAAGAGGGCCCCGGAGGAGCCGCCGCCGCCGCCGCCGGCUCACAAGCGCCCCCACCUGGCGGGGCAGGGGGACGACAUGGACAGCGAGGUCCUGUGCGGUCCCGGCCAGCCCCUUUCCCCCGCGGGGGCGAGCGGGGCGGAGCCCCCCCACUCCCCAAACCCCCAGUCGCCCAGGACCUCCCUGCCCGGGAGACGUCCGGCGCUCCACAACCACCAUCGCCCCCUCCCCGAUUCACAGGCUCCCCUGUCCCCCAAAUACCAGCCUCUGUUCGACUCCCACCCUACACACUCCCCCAAAUACCAGCCCCUGACCGACCCCCAUCCUGCACACUCCCCAAAGUACCAGCCCCUCUCCGACCCUCACCUGGCACUUUCCCCAAAAUACCAGCCCCUCUUCGACCCCCACCCUACACACUCCCCAAAAUACCAGUCCCUCUCCGACCCCCACCCUACGCUCUCCCCAAAAUAUCAGCCCCUGUCCGACCCCCACCCGGCACUCUCCCCAAAAUACCAGCCCCUCUCCGACCCCCACCCGGUACUCUCCCCAAAAUACCAGCCCCCGUCCGACCCCCAGGCCCCAGUGUCUCCCAGGUCCCAAUCCUUCUCUCCCAAAUACCAGCCUCUCCUGGAUCCCCACUCCCCACUCUCUCCGAAAUACCAGCCUGACCCCCAGUAUUCACUUUCCCCAAAGUACUACCAGCCGCUGGUCGACCCCCAGUCCCCGCUGUCUCCCGGGUACUCUCCCCUGCGUGAACCCCAGUCCCCUCUCUCUCCUCGAUCCCUGCCCCCGGACGACCCCCUGCCCCUGCCCCAGGACCCCACGGCCCCGGCCGCCCUGCCCAGGACUGAGCCACCUUCAGCGGGCGGUGGUCGGGGCCUCUCCCCCGGGAACGACGACGGCUCCGACGGGAGCUCGGACGCGGACGCCCCCGCUCGUCGGAUCCCCUGCCGACCGCCCGGGUCCCCGCCCGCGGGCCCCCUGGGGCCCGACGAGGCGAGGGCCUGGGUGGAGAGCCUGGAGGCCUCCCCUGCGGAGCGAACGGCCGGCCCGGCGACUUCCGGGGGGUCCUCCCCCACCCCCCCGUGCCCGGCCAAAAAGAGGCUCCUGUCCUCCAGCGACACGGGGGAGUCCUGCUCCGAGGACGAGGGCCCGUCCACCAGCAAGAGGAGCCGCCUGGCCCUGCUGGCCCCCGGCCUGGGCCUCGGGGCCUGCCGCAGCACGGACGCCAAGGGCGCCCCCUUCUGGAACCACCUGCUGCCCGCGGCGCGCGACACACCCAAGGGUUCCACAGAUGGUAUGCGAGUGAGAAGAAGAUUGAACUGCGCCAUCCGGCUGAAAUCGCGUCAGCUGCGUAGUGGGCGGCGGUCAGAGCCCUGUCGCUCAGGGCGCCCCAGCUGGCCCUCUGCCUCCAUCAGCCACUCACUCCUGGGCAACUUUGAGGAGUCCAUCCUGAAGGGGCGGUUCUCCCCGUCGGGCCGGAUCGAGGGCUUCACGGCGGAGAUCGGAGCGAGUGGGUCCUACUGCCCCCAACACGCCACCCUGCCCGUCCAGGUCACCUACUACGACAUCUCUGAGCACAGCGCCCCCUCUCCCUUCCUGGGGGUAAUCUACCUGGAGGCCCUGGGGAAGAAGGGAUACAGCGUACCCAAAGCAGGGACCAUCCAAGUGACCUUAUUCAACCCCAACAAAACCGUGGUGAAGAUGUUCCUGGUGACCUACAACUUUGGGGACAUGCCUGUCAAUCACAUGACCUUCCUGCGCCAUCGCAUCUUUUUGGUGCCAGUGGAGGAGGGGGAGGGGAAAGGGGAGGGGCCAGAGGGAGGGGCCACAGACAGGAAAAAGAUCCUCUGCUACCUGAUACACCUCAGAUUCCAGAGCUCCAAAUCUGGGAAGCUCUACUUGCACGACGAUAUCCGGCUGCUGUUCUCCCGUAAGUCCAUCGAGGUGGACACGGGGAUCCCCUACGAGCUGAAAUCCUACACCGAGGUGCCAAAAAACCCAACGUACUCCCCCCGGGUCUGACCCUCUGCGAACGCUGCCCCCCGGUGGCCUCUCCUGAGGACCGCGCGGAGCAGACUCGAGACUUCGUACAGGACGAGAGGAAAUUAAACCCAAGGACACUCGAAAGACAAAAUGUGCACCCGUGCACAUGCACAUGUGGACAGAGACACACACACACACACACACACUCACCUCACAGGACUCUCUUUGGUUUCAGCGUUAAAUAUGCAUGCCUUGUAACAAAACUGAGUUCUCUCCUAGUGCCGUUUUCUACCGUUAGAGAAAAAAAAAAACUAGCCUUUCUUUCUGAAUGCACACCCAGCCAGGCCCCUCCCUCCCUAUCCUGAGUGGACCAAUGACAUCUGGACAGCCUGAACUAGUGGCCCAAUUAAAUCAUAGGACCCCUCUAGUGGACUUCCUGCUAAGGCGUGGAAGGGAAAAUGAAUUAUUUUGGGAAACAAGCCAAGGAACAGGAGAAAACUCCAAAAUAACCAUAGAGCAUUUUUGGUUCCUGAUUGAAUAAUCUCAAGGGGGAUGGCUGUUCCAUCAAAAGAUGUGGCUAUACUCAACUAAGGAGUUGUAAUGUCUGGUAAAAUGUGUGUGACCCUCGUUGUCCAAACGUCUUUCUUGGCAAAGAGUGGUUUUCACACAGUGCGACGUUGCAGAGUGUUUGAAGACGCCCCCUAGCCUGGCUUGGCCUGGCCUGACUUGUUCAACUGUGCAUGAUGGGGGUGGGAGGAGCCAGUGGAUGGGGUGUGGCCACAGAUGGGUGUGGCUUGUGCAGUAUGCAUUACCAAGCCCUUGUAGGAGAAAGACUGAAGAACUUCAUAUUUCUGUUAACAGUCUCUGUGAUAGGAAGACAGGCAGUAGUGUUUCCUUUAUUUUGCAGAUGUCUUAAAAGCAAUAUGCUGCACCGUUUUGUGAGUGUGACUUAUUUUGGCAGAACAGAACAGUGUAGAGUCAAAUGCUUGUGGAUGAGGGAGGUGAGAGGGUGGGAAGGAUGGGGAGGGGAGGGUAGUUAGGGGUAUUUAAAAUUAAAAUAUAUAAAUAUAUUUGAAGUAUAAAAACUCUAUGGCUUGCAGGUAACACAGGUGCUUGGCGACGGCUGUUAAAUUGGUGAACUGUAUUGCAUGUGUGAAAGUUCUCAAAAAUGGGUAUUUUCUUGUUUCUGUCAUCACGACAUCAGUAAUUGUAUGCGUAUAGUCAGAGUUCAGUAUUCACAACGGGCAUCAAAAUCAGUAGGUACCUGACAGAGUCUCCUGCAGUAGGACUGGAGCUUCAGUGCUUCUGGGAACACUGCCAUUUAUCAGACAUCCGCACGCCUUAUUUUAUUUUUGUUUUGUCUAUUUAUCACUGUUUACAGUGUGCGGAACUCCUUACCUCACAUUUGUGUGCACUGCGCAUGUCUUUGUGAACAAAAUUUGGAAAGUCCGUCAGUGUUAAGCCAACCGACCAGGCGCAAACACAAGCCAUUACCGGGACCUCUUUCGAUUAAACCUUUUGAGAGACCAAAUUAACUUGCUUUUUGGACAACCAGUGUUUAAUUUGAAGCACACCUAAACAGGAAGAAUACAAAUACGGCUCAUUUUAGCACAUUGUUUGCAAUGUACCCUUUCACAUUCAUUUAAGAAGAAAAAUGCUUCAUCCGCUCUUUCUUGGCAGAAAUUUUAAAUGGGUUUGUCCAGGCUGCCAGGAAUUAUUAUUGAUUGUUGUUUUCUUAUUGGAAUAUAAAGUUUCAAUUUCUAAAAAUGGAUUACUGAGCUAUGAGAAUGUUGGUUGGAAUGUCAGUUAAAUUGCUUUUCGUGUAAUUUAAUUUAGUGCCAGAGAUUGAGAGCUCAAAUAAUCCAAGUUGUACUGCAGAACAGUGCUUCUUAAACGGUAAAAGGCAUUUGUAAAGAUAUAAGUGCUGACUAAGGUUGUUUCUUUUCAAUUCAAAAGGUCAGGAUUCAAACAUGGUUUCUAUUGCAGCUCUCAAUCGUUAUUUUGAUAACAUGCAAAUAUUUCCAGCAUAUCUAAACAUGCAUUAUUUAUUUUUUAAAAGGCGAGAUUUAGCAACAACGCAUUUGGCAAAUUGUGUAUUAACAUCCAGGUUUAUAAAUGUUUUUUUUUUUUAAGUCAAGACAACCAAAAUUGGAUUAUACCUAAGUACAGUGGUUUUGUUUGGGUACUGCAAAUUAUACAGGACACAGAUUUCCUUACAUCUGUGCAGUGUAUGAUACUGAGUGUAUGAAUCUAAGGUGUCCCCUUGUAUAAGUCUCAUAAUUGCACAGCAGAGGGGGGAUUUGUCACACCGCGUGUCGUGUUAAAACACACAGGUGUAUGCAUCUUAUUUGAUCUCAUUUCCUGUGGACGUACUGCUCUCCUCUGAGAUUUUUAUUCGGACGCCUGCAGGACAGUGCACCACCGGUCAUGGUGAAGACAGACAGUCUGUUGACACCCAGGAAUAAUAAGACCGAGAUAAGACCGGCAUGACGUUACCUUACUGGAAGAAAAAGGAGAGGUGCUCCACCAAUCCCGCAGUAUGUUGGUAUCAACCAAUGAAACAACACCAAUGGUGAUUGGUGGAUAUGUGCUAGUUGUGCUUCCAGGAUCGCUGCAGGAAGUAGCCAGAAAGCAUCCAGCAAUUUGUGACAUCAUUUGUUGUAUUGGUUUGUACCAAUGUACACUGUGAAUGGUGGAACUCCUCUGUUUUCCAUAAGUAAUGUAAAAUCACUCUCUUAACCCUGUUUUAUUGUCUGGAACCCAAUAUGUGAAUGCUUUACCUGAGUGUAACCAUAGCAACAGUCUGAUUGGUCAGUGCAACAUUCAAAGGAGCAAUCAGUGUCUCACCUCAUGACUAAUCUGUUGACAUUCUUAUAACAAGCCAGGCACACUUCUGACAGGACCCAGAAUACCCUUGGGUCUAACAGAUCUCAUCAGCCAAUCAGGACCAAUCAGAAAUGUACCCUUCAACCAGAUGAGCGUGAGAGCCCUGUGUUUCUUUGCAGCCCUGGGUUUUGCACCUUGCCAAGAGUAAACACCUGGAACUGGUCUCUUUGUAUACAGAAUAAAAGUUUAAAAAAUUGUG
This is a messenger RNA of Anguilla anguilla (European eel), 6481 nucleotides long. RefSeq names its product pollen-specific leucine-rich repeat extensin-like protein 1. The record is from RefSeq and is a predicted model, not a curated record. The transcript has 11 exons. The coding region runs from base 1150 to 3435 and encodes 761 amino acids. Lineage: Eukaryota; Metazoa; Chordata; Actinopteri; Anguilliformes; Anguillidae.